UGUACUACGCUUUUGUCGAGCUAUACAACAUACCUAUCAGUAUCUCACAAAUAUUCCAAGGGUAUGUAGGACCGAAUUCAAUAGCAGACCAUGUCCACGGCAAACCGUACACACGUAUGACGCCUUACCUUGUGGGAAUGCUGAUUGCAUAUCUAAUCGUGAAAUAUGGCAAAAACGUGAAAAUCAACAAAGUUGUAAGUGCUAUAUGUUGGCCGAUGUCUAUAUUUGUAGGCCUGGCAGUUGUUUACGGGUUAUAUUGGUCAUACCAAGGACACGUGCUAUCAACAGCCGAAACACUACUGUACCAUUCUUGUAGUAAAUUCGGCUACUCUGUCGCCCUCGGUUGGAUGGUUUACGCAUGUCUGACGGGAAACGCUGUUGCGAUUGAAAUGAUAUUAAGCUGGAAGGUAUGGAGAGUAUUGGACAGAAUGACAUUUAGUGUAUACUUAAUGCACGCCUUCGCCUUCAACGUUUACGUAAUGAAUAAUGACGUACUAAUGCAUCUCGGCUUUGUUACUAUGAUGUACAGCUUUAUUGCACAUUUGGCAUUUUCCUAUCUCGCGGGAUAUAUAUUUUGCUUGGUGGUGGAGCUCCCGUUUACGCGGGUCGAACGAGUGUUGUAUAAUUUAUGGAGCCGACCCACGGACACCGCGCCUGGUUCAGAUGAAAGCUGCAAUGAAGACGUUGGCAUUGAUCUUCAACAUUCGGGGGAUUAGAGUUACACGGUCAAACUUUGGAUUGCAUAAUAUCUUCUACAACAAUGUUUCGUAACAUUCAUACGACAUUAGUAGCGCAUAUGUAAUAACAAUUCAAGUUUAAAAAAUGUUGUAUAAUUUA
Molecule: messenger RNA, 837 nt
Organism: Saccoglossus kowalevskii
Lineage: Eukaryota; Metazoa; Hemichordata; Enteropneusta; Harrimaniidae
Product: nose resistant to fluoxetine protein 6-like
Molecular function (GO): acyltransferase activity, transferring groups other than amino-acyl groups
Source: RefSeq, a predicted model, not a curated record